This is a messenger RNA of Psylliodes chrysocephalus, 2603 nucleotides long. The record is from the annotation of a GenBank genome assembly. NCBI's taxonomy places the organism in Eukaryota, Metazoa, Arthropoda, Insecta, Coleoptera, Chrysomelidae.
UUUGUUGAAUCAAGAAUAUUUAUUAAUUUAUCUAUGGUUUGCUUAUAAGAAUUUUUGGGCCAGAUUGCGGUAGGCGUUCUGUCUGACAAGUCUCAAACCUGGAGAAAUUUAGGUGAAAUCUAAAUAAAAACAAUUUUAAAAUGGAUUCUAUCAUCUUUUUGUGGUUUGUUUCCAUACGAAUCCAAUUUUUCAUAAAAAAAAUGGUGAACUUGUUUUUAUAAAAGAUGGAAAAUUCUCAUGAAUUUUUAUGUCGAUUUUUGAGAACGAGUUAAGCUAUUGGCAACACUGAACACUGAGUCUACAUCCUAACCUAACAUUUAAAACUGGUUUUGUUUUUGUUUACUGUUUACUUUACAAUUGAGUUGAUAAAUAAAUUGAAUUCUUGAUCCUUACCACAUGCCAUAAAUUAACAAAACAUUCCACAAUGAGCACUAAAGAAAUACUUACGUUACAAUUUGGUCAUUAUUCCAAUUUUGUUGGAACUCAUUGGUGGAAUUUGCAAGAUUUAAGUUUUCAAUAUAAUUCAUCUAUUCCAUCUGAAAUUAACCAUGACGUUUUGUAUCGAGAAGGUCGUACUAACAAAGGAGAAGUAACGUUUACACCUAGACUUCUAUUAGUUGAUUUAAAAGGUAGUUUAGGUUCAUUAUCGGAGGAAUGUGAUUUAUACGAACCAAAAAUCGAUCCUUCUAAAGCACAAAUUAACUGGCACAACAAUCAGGUACAAGUUCAACAAGUUGGGCCAAGUCACUCAAAAAAUCAAUUCCAACAAGAUUUGAACGAUCCUAACAAAUGUGUGCUUGAACAGAGCUACGAUUUUGAAAAAACAACUAAAGUAUGGUCUGAUUUUCUUUAUAGUAGGUUUCAUCCAAGAACCAUCGAGACUAUAAAAGAAUAUCAAUAUUGCAAUGAAAAUACUCCAUUUGAUGCAUUUCCUCUAGGUUCUGCUCUUUGGAAGACUUCACAAUUUAUUGAUGAUUUCAGUGAUAAAAUUAGAAGUUAUAUUGAAGAAUGUGACCAUUUUCAGGGUUUCCAUUUUCUCACAGAUUGUACUAAUGCUUUUUCUGGACUAUCUUCAUCUUGUUUGGAAUUCAUUAGAGAUGAAUAUGAUAGAAAAUCAGUUUUAGUACUGCCAGUCAUACCAUCUUACUUCUCUGACAAUCUAAUUAGUAAUGAUAAUGAAAAAUCACAAUCUCUUAUCAAUGAUUCAGUAAGGGUGAUAAACUUGGCAUUGGGUUUUAAUCAAUUUAAUACUAAUUCAUCCCUUUUUGUGCCAUUAAGUGUUGGGUGUAAAGGAUGGAGGCAACCAGGACCAAAGAGGGUAUUCAAAAACUUAGAAUAUGAUAAUAAAAUGGCUUACCACUCUAGUGCAAUAUUAGCAGCAGCUUUAGAUACAUUUACUUUAAAACAUCGACUGAAAUCCUCUGCAUUCACAUUAAGUGAUCUUGGAGCAGAUUUAACUCGCUCUGGAAGAAAAGCAGUAGCAGCGAGUAUUAAUAUGCCAUUCCCAAUGAAAGAAAAUAGUGAUCUUCUCGAAUGUUUGGAUAAUUAUCAAGAACCUCUUUACCAUAGUAUUACACCUAAUUGUGAUAUAGGUUCUAGAAGAUUAAUGCAGCACAUCACAAUUAGAGGCAUUAAGGAAGGACAACUAAAAAAACCAUUAGAUAAGGCACAAAAACAAAGAGAAUUACCAGCUUAUAGGGCAAAUAGUAUUCAAGAAAUGAUGGCAUUAUAUUUAGCUUACACAACGGAUGCGACAGCAAAUAAUGUAACAGUUGUUCAAGAAGCUCUAAAUGUUAAAAGCCCAUUUCCACAAAUAUUUGCGAAGAAUAUAGGAAAAAAUGGAUUCAUUUCAGAUCACAAUCGAUUGAGUGAAACUAGGAUUGAUAGUAUACCUCUUCUGGCAGGUUUACAUAGUGGUUCAGAAAUUGGUGAAAUGUUGGAAUCUCUUCAUACAGAAGCUAGAAAGAUUAAAAUAAAUAGGUUUCAUCAGUUUGCAGGCGGUGAUAUAGACAGGGAUGACUAUGAGGAGUGCUUAGACAAUAUAUUUACUUUAAGAGAAAAUUAUGAAGAUAGUUAUUUAAUAUAGAAACGAAAUAUUCAAAAUCCUUUGCUAUUGUUUUAUAAUAAAAAAUAAAUCUUCAAAAUGUUCAUGUUUCUAUUAAUCUGCAUGAAUAGAGUUGAUAACAAAUUUUGAAUUUUUGAGAAUGACUAAAAUAUUAGGUGGGAUGUUUCUAAAUUCGCCUGCCACAGUACCAAUUUAAUUCUCACAGUAAAUGAGAUAGAUUGUUUUUUAUUUUGGGCCUUAUUAAUGGAGAUAGAGAACAAACCUCUCUGAAAAACAAACAUUAUGAAAUCACUGUAAACCUUAUAGUAGCUAGUAUAAAAUUUAAAUAAAUCAAUCCAUCCAUAAGAAUUUAAAUUUUUAGUUAUUUCCAUUCUCAUUUACCAUUAGACUGGGCAGGCUGAUUUGUUUCAUAUUUAACUUACAUUAAAAUGUUAGUUAUCUUGCCAUACACAUAAAUUUUUUAAUUUAUGUAAUAAUCAUAUUCCUGAAAAGAAAGAUGAAAAAAAAAAAUUACUUCUAUUUUUUUAUUAAUAAGUAA